Chanos chanos (milkfish) is the source of this 3266-nucleotide messenger RNA. It is a transcript of the gene farp2, whose product is annotated as FERM, RhoGEF and pleckstrin domain protein 2. The coding region runs from base 81 to 3266 and encodes 1061 amino acids. Gene Ontology annotation, cellular component: cytoskeleton. Gene Ontology annotation, molecular function: cytoskeletal protein binding; guanyl-nucleotide exchange factor activity. The transcript has 28 exons. NCBI's taxonomy places the organism in Eukaryota, Metazoa, Chordata, Actinopteri, Gonorynchiformes, Chanidae. The record is from RefSeq and is a predicted model, not a curated record.
GGUACACCUAAAAGAGUUGGAGAAACACAACGAGAAAACAGAAGGUGCGUGUGAGAGGGUGGGCUGCGUGUUGAGCAGCAAUGGGUGAAAUUGAGGGUACCUACCGAGUCCUCCAGACUCCUGGUACCCGACUUGGUGCCCAGUUUAAUGCUGGUAUCAGCACUCUAGAACCUGGCCAGAGUCUCAGUGCAUCUGCAGGAGCAGGGGGAAAAGGUUACAGCAGGGGUUUACAGAUCCGCGUGCAGAGCUUGGAUGACACGCAGGAGUUCUAUGACCUUGAGGCCAAGGCAGAUGGGCAGGCUCUCCUCUCCGAAGUUUUCCGGAGGUGCAACCUCAUUGAGAGCGAUUACUUUGGGCUGGAGUUUCAGAACAUGCAAAUGAAUUGGGUCUGGUUGGAACCCACGAAGCUCAUUGUGAAACAAGUGAGACGGCCCGUGAAUACACUCUUCAGGUUGUCAGUGAAGUUCUUCCCUCCAGAUCCUGGUCAGCUUCAAGAGGAGUACACAAGGUACUUGUUCUCUCUGCAGAUGAAGAGAGACCUGAUGGAAGGCCGACUGAUCUGCACAGAGAACACUGCAGCUCUGCUGGCUUCUCACCUGGUCCAGUCGGAAAUUGGGGAUUAUGAUGACCUGGCAGACAGGGAGUUUCUGAAGAUGAACAAACUGCUGCCAAACCAGGAGCGACUGCAGGAGAAGAUCCUGGAAUUCCACCGCGGACACUUGGGACAGACACCUGCAGAGUCAGAUUUCCAGGUUUUGGAAAUUGCCCGUAAACUGGAAAUGUAUGGGGUCCGCUUCCACCCUGCAGCAGACCGGGAAGGCACCAAGAUCAACCUGUCUGUGGCCCACAUGGGUCUGCAGGUGUUUCAGGGCAAUACCAAAAUCAAUACCUUCAACUGGUCCAAAAUACGAAAGCUGAGUUUCAAAAGAAAGAGGUUUCUCAUCAAGUUGCAUCCAGAGGUUCAUGGUCCUCAUCAGGACACACUGGAAUUUCUGAUGGGCAGCCGAGACCAGUGUAAGGUGUUCUGGAAGACCUGCGUGGAGCAUCACUCCUUUUUCCGCUUGUUCGAUCAGCCACAACCAAAAGCCAAACCUAUCUUCUUUAGUCGAGGCUCCUCCUUUAGAUACAGUGGGAGGACACAAAAACAGCUGGUAGAGUAUGUGAGGGACAGUGGAACAAGACGGACGCCCUAUCAGAGAAGGAACAGUAAGAUUCGAAUGUCUUCGCGCUCCCUGGCCCCAGACGUGCCAAAACAGAGUCUGUCCUUCAAUGACAGCCUGAGGCUUCCAGGCUCUCCUUCCUCGGCUACAGUCUCCUUCCACUCCAUGCACAGCUCCAUUUCUCCAAUGCGACUGGAGCCCUACUCCCAACCCCAGGUCCUGCAGAACCAGCUUCCCCCGCAUCAGCCACAUCACCAGCAGCAGCAGCGACACCCUGAGUCAGCCAGGCCACCCAGCCCCCCGAAGGAGGAUCCCAUCAAGGCCAACUCCCCAUCUAACUACGCUUUCCAAGGCUCUGCGGUGGAUAGCCCUCAGCUCUCACCUUUCACCUCCAAGAGUCCUCUCUGCUUGUCUCCUUCCUUCCAGAUGUCGACGCUCAGCCUGCCUGGCCAGGCCCCCUCUCCCCUGCAGAGCCCCAUCCUGAGUGAGGUGGGCACUGGCAGGCUAGAGGAGGAUGACGAGGGCAGGAGGAAGAGAUACCCCACCGAUAAAGCCUACUUCAUUGCCAAAGAGAUUUUGACUACAGAGAGGACCUACCUGAAAGACCUGGAGGUCAUCACAGUGUGGUUUCGCAGCGCGGUGAUUAAGGAGAACGCCAUGCCUGAAGGGCUGAUGUCUCUUCUGUUCUCUAAUAUUGACCCCAUUUAUGAGUUUCACCGCGGCUUCCUCAAGGAGAUUGACCAGCGUCUGGCUCUCUGGGAGGGGCGCUCUAAUGCUCACAUAAAGGGUGACUGCCAGAGGAUAGGGGACAUCAUGUUGAAGAAUAUGUGUGCCCUGAAGGAGUUCACCAGCUACCUACAGAAGCAUGAUGAAGUGCUGACAGAGCUGGAGAAAGCCACCAAGCGGUUGAAAAAGUUGGAGAUGGUCUACAAGGAGUUUGAGUUGCAGAAGGUCUGUUACUUGCCUCUCAACACAUUUCUACUGAAACCCAUCCAGAGACUCGUUCACUACAAGCUCAUCUUGGAACGUCUGUGCAAGCACUACGCUCCAGACCACCGCGACUACCAUGACUGCAAAGAGGCUCUGAAGGAAGUGGCAGAGAUUGCAGCCCAGCUCCAGAGCAGUCUCAUUAGGCUGGAGAACUUCCAGAAGCUCACUGAGCUCCAGAGAGAUCUGAUCGGCAUCGAGAAUCUCACUGCGUCUGGCCGUGAGUUCAUCAGAGAGGGCUGUUUGUACAAGCUGACCAAGAAAGGCCUUCAGCAGAGGAUGUUUUUCCUGUUUUCAGACAUGCUGCUAUACACAAGCAAAGGUGUAACGGCAACCAACCAGUUCAAAGUCCAUGGCCAGCUUCCUCUGCAUGGCAUGAUUCUUAUUGUGCUGGAUGCACCGGUGGAGGAGAGUGAAAAUGAGUGGUCGGUGCCCCAUUGCUUUACCAUCUAUUCUGCUCAGAGGACCAUUGUUGUUGCUGCCAGCUCUAAAGUGGAGAUGAAUAAAUGGAUUGAGGAUCUGAAUAUGGCAAUUGACAUGGCAAAGAAAUCUCAGGAGAAGUCUGAUGUUUUGCUUGACCCUGGCCUAUGUGACCGGUCCAACAGGUCAUCUGAUGAGGUUUCUCUGGAGCAGGAGUCAGAGGAUGAUCUGAACUCCUCUCGCUGUUCUCUGGAUAAACAGACACACCACCGUGCCAACACCACCAUGCAUGUGUGCUGGCACCGCAACACCAGCGUGUCUAUGUCUGACCACAGCCUAGCCGUGGAGAACCAGUUGUCGGGUUACCUUCUCAGAAAGUUCAAGAACAGCAAUGGAUGGCAGAAGCUUUGGGUAGUCUUCACCAACUUCUGUCUUUUCUUCUAUAAGACCCAUCAGGAUGACUUUCCCCUGGCCAGUCUCCCGUUGCUAGGUUACACGGUCAGCACACCAGGGGAAUCUGAUAGCAUCCAUAAAGAGUAUGUCUUCAAGCUGCAGUUUAAAUCUCAUGUUUACUUCUUCAGAGCUGAAAGCGAGUAUACUUUUGAGAGGUGGAUGGAGGUAAUAAAGAGUGCAGCCAGCACUACAGGUCGUAUGAGCAUGCUCAUACCCAAAAGUCCCGCCCAGAUGAACGGGAACUGA